AUGUUUAACACAACUGUCUUAAAAGUUGACGUAUCCAGUAUCAAAUUUGGUGCGCUGGAUACCAAGCCAAUCAUCACAGAUGAAGAAACAAAGCAUAACAUAGAAUUGGCAGCUAAAGUACUCACAGAGUCAAAUGACGUAGUAGGAUUCCCCACAGAAACCGUAUACGGACUUGGAGGUUCUGCAUUGAGUGACGAAUCGGUUAAAGGAAUUUACAAAGCUAAAAAUCGGCCUAGUGAUAAUCCAUUAAUAGUUCACAUAUCUUCCAUUGAUCAAUUGAAAAGACGACUACUUCCUGAAGACUAUGAGAUUCCACAUAUUUAUGAUAAGCUCAUACAGAAGUUCUGGCCAGGUCCAUUAACUAUACUUCUUCCAGUACAUGAUGGAUCUCCUAUAUCUAAAUAUGUUACUGCUAACCAAGAUACCUUUGCAGUGCGGAUGCCUGCUCAUCCAGUUGCUAGAUCUCUUAUAGCUAUUAGUGAUACUCCAUUGGCAGCACCACUGGCCAACGCAUCCACGCGUCCUAGUCCCACGCUUGCAAGUCAUGUUCUCCACGAUUUACAAGGCCGUAUACCGUACAUAUUAGACGGAGGAGCUUGUGACGUAGGAGUAGAGUCUACAGUGGUGGAUGGACUUCUGGACCCACCAAUGCUUUUAAGACCAGGAGGAGUUUCGCUCGAAGAAAUAAGACAAUUUGGUGGCGACCAAUGGAAACAUGUCAUACUUAGUAAAAAGACCGCCGGGAAGCUUGAAGCUGUUAGAACUCCAGGAAUGAAAUACAAGCAUUAUUCACCCUCAGCAGAGGUUGUGCUCUUCACUGGUUGUGGUAAUGGUAAGAAAGCUAUUACGCAGUACAUUUCUCAAAAUAAUCUUGAACAAAAGAAACUUGCUUUACUUAGAGCUAGAAACUUUGGAUCCAACAUUCAUCCUGGCAUCAUUAUAGAACGAUCGCUUGGUAGUACGGGACAAGAAAUCUCUCGGAAUUUGUUUCGUAUGCUUCGGGAUGUUGAUGAAGAUCCUUCUGGGGUUGAUGUUAUCUUCGUUGAGGGCACAGACGAGACCAACGAGGGUCUUGCCAUCAUGAACAGAUUAUCAAAAGCAGCAGCCGUUCACAUCAAAGGAUAG
This is a messenger RNA of Lizanozyma spartinae, 1125 nucleotides long. RefSeq names its product threonylcarbamoyladenylate synthase. NCBI's taxonomy places the organism in Eukaryota, Fungi, Ascomycota, Pichiomycetes, Serinales, Debaryomycetaceae. Gene Ontology annotation, cellular component: cytoplasm. The transcript has a single exon. Gene Ontology annotation, biological process: regulation of translational fidelity. The record is from RefSeq and is a predicted model, not a curated record. Gene Ontology annotation, molecular function: double-stranded RNA binding; tRNA binding; nucleotidyltransferase activity. The coding region runs from base 1 to 1125 and encodes 374 amino acids.